ACCACCAACCACAUUCCUCACCGCUUGUUCAAGAUGGCCUCGCAGGACCUCGCCGCCACGUACGCUGCCCUCAUCCUCGCCGACGAGGGCCUCGAGAUCAGCUCCGAGAAGAUCGUCUCGCUCACCCAGGCCGCCAACUGCCCGGUCGAGCCGAUCUGGGCCACGCUCCUCGCCAAGGCGCUUGAGGGCAAGGAUGUCAAGGAGAUCCUGACUGCCAUCGGCUCCGGCUCGGGCGGUGCCCCGGCUGCUGCCGCGCCCGCCGCUGCCGGCGGUGCCGCUGCCGCUGCCGACGCGCCGGCAGAGGAGAAGAAGGAGGAGGAGAAGGAGGAGAGCGACGACGACAUGGGCUUCGGUCUCUUCGACUAAACGUCUCGCUGCCUGGCCGCGACGAUCAUGUCGCGUGCGCCUCGUCUCGCAAUGUCCAACCUUCUGUACUCGUACAUGCGCUUCGUCUCUCACACACUCAUCCAAAACGCACACAUCAUCGCCAUGUCCGGCUUCUCGAGGCGCAGGCGCAGGCAAAGGGUGACAUUAUGACGAGGCGGUGCGCGAAGAGCCAAGAGGGCGUACGUGGGGAGGAGAUGCUCUGUAGAUGAUGCGCGGAGAGACGGGCAGAAGGAGCGCGACGAUGUUUUCUCCUCGGAGCGGCGUCUAGGCGACGAGUCGGGCGAGACGGUGGGGAGCCGUGCUG
Tilletiopsis washingtonensis is the source of this 691-nucleotide messenger RNA. Its product is annotated as ribosomal protein 60S. The coding region runs from base 34 to 366 and encodes 110 amino acids. Gene Ontology annotation, molecular function: structural constituent of ribosome; protein kinase activator activity; ribonucleoprotein complex binding. The transcript has 3 exons. Gene Ontology annotation, biological process: translational elongation; cytoplasmic translation. The record is from RefSeq and is a predicted model, not a curated record. Lineage: Eukaryota; Fungi; Basidiomycota; Exobasidiomycetes; Entylomatales. Gene Ontology annotation, cellular component: ribosome; cytosolic large ribosomal subunit.